Messenger RNA from Pteronotus mesoamericanus, 1248 nucleotides. It is a transcript of the gene DOK5, whose product is annotated as docking protein 5. Gene Ontology annotation, cellular component: cytoplasm. The coding region runs from base 256 to 1170 and encodes 304 amino acids. Gene Ontology annotation, biological process: Ras protein signal transduction; cell surface receptor protein tyrosine kinase signaling pathway; positive regulation of MAPK cascade. The record is from RefSeq and is a predicted model, not a curated record. The transcript has 8 exons. NCBI's taxonomy places the organism in Eukaryota, Metazoa, Chordata, Mammalia, Chiroptera, Mormoopidae.
CGCCGGCGCUCCAGCCUCGCCUGGGCUCUGCACUCUCUGCGCUCCCCCGAAGUGGCUGCAAGCCGCCCACUUCCAGGGUUCGGGGGACAGGCAAAGUGAUGUGCACCUUCUAAAGCCUCGCAGAGCCUCAGCCGAAGCAGCUUCACCUCUUCAACUUUCUCCCCGCCCCCACGCCUUCUCUUGACCUGCCCUCUACCCUCCCCAAAGCCACUUAGGGUGCCUGCGCUCGGGUGAGGGGGUCACCGGCUGUCCGGGAUGGCUUCCAAUUUUAAUGACAUCGUGAAGCAAGGGUACGUGAGGAUCCGGAGCAGACGCCUAGGGAUUUAUCAACGAUGCUGGUUAGUAUUCAAGAAAGCCUCCAGCAAAGGUCCAAAGAGACUGGAGAAAUUUUCCGAUGAACGAGCUGCAUAUUUUAGGUGUUAUCAUAAGGUUACGGAACUCAACAAUGUGAAGAACGUGGCUCGACUGCCAAAGAGCACCAAGAAGCACGCUGUAGGGAUUUACUUCAAUGACGACACCUCCAAGACCUUUGCUUGUGAAUCAGAUCUUGAGGCUGAUGAAUGGUGCAAAGUACUCCAGAUGGAGUGUGUAGGGACACGGAUCAAUGACAUCAGCCUCGGAGAGCCUGACUUGCUGGCUACUGGGGUUGAGAGAGAGCAGAGUGAGAGAUUCAAUGUGUAUUUGAUGCCAUCUCCUAACUUAGAUGUACAUGGCGAAUGUGCCUUGCAGAUUACAUAUGAGCACAUCUGUCUUUGGGACGUCCAGAAUCCCAGAGUCAAGCUCAUCUCUUGGCCGCUCAGCGCCCUGCGGCGGUAUGGACGAGAUGCUGCUUGGUUCACUUUUGAGGCAGGGAGGAUGUGUGAGACUGGCGAAGGGCUGUUUAUCUUUCAGACGCGAGAUGGGGAGGCCAUCUACCAGAAAGUCCACUCUGCUGCCCUGGCCAUCGCCGAGCAGCAUGAGCGCUUGCUGCAGAGCGUGAAAAAUUCCAUGCUGCAGAUGAAGAUGGGUGAGCGGGCCGCCUCGCUGAGCACCAUGGUGCCUCGCAGCGCCUACUGGCAGCACAUCACCCGGCAGCACAGCACGGGCCAGCUCUACCGCCUGCAAGAUGUCACCAGUCCUCUGAAGCUUCACCGAACAGAGACGUUUCCCGCCUACCGAUCAGAGCACUGACAGUAACUGCCCAGCGCGGCCGUGAGACACGCGUGGGACACGCCAGCCACCGAUCCCCCAGGACGUCACAGGACAAUG